Messenger RNA from Symbiodinium sp. CCMP2592, 1257 nucleotides. Lineage: Eukaryota; Dinophyceae; Suessiales; Symbiodiniaceae. The record is from the annotation of a GenBank genome assembly.
AUGCCGCCGCGUCUAUGCUCAAGUGUUGCCGUGGUUGCCCCUCGAACAAAGCCUCCUUCCAAGUGCGUGCAGAUGGAGGGCACCAGUGUUCGCCGUGCGAAAGAGGAGCUGCGGAUGCUAGCAUCCGCAUAUGCGCUCCUUAAUGGAGUGACCUGCGAGGAAGACAGUGGGAAAUCCAUCCGCCGGGCCAUUCGCGAUAUCAUGGCGACGAAGAUAGCGCGGAUAUGGACUUGGAGACACGAGGCCUUCUACGACUGGGGUCUCCUGCGACAGGAGCUACGCAGCUUCUUCUACAACAGCGCUUACCUAGACUGGUCCGAAGCCACGUCACUUACGUCUCAAAUCAUGACGGUCUACGGGCGUGACUGGGAGGCACAGCCGCUCCGAAUGCGCGAGGCUCAGCCCGCGCGUGAUCCGCUUCUUGAUCGGGACCAGCAUGAAGCUCGCGCUGAGCCUCAGUCGGACCAAGACCAACAGGCAUGCCAGGGAUUCGAGCAGAAUGGCGCGACUGACAACCAUGAUGCGCUGCCGGGUUACAACGUAGUUGCUGCAGACAUAUCGCGCGCCGAGGUCGAUGCUUGGCAGUCGAGUGCUGCAUCGACGGAGUCCGAGUUUUCAGCAUCAGCGUCAGCGUCACAGGUGUCUUUCCAAGCAGUCUCGCUUCAGUACACGCUGUCCCCACAGGCAUCGCCCAGCGCAGGGCGCAGUCGUGAAGCUACCUUCGAGGUGUCAGAGUCGCAUGGCGUGCCGUGGCAGGCGCGGGGGGCGGUGCAGAAUUAUCCGGCUGUGGAGCCCUCGGCCGCUAGCCAGGGCAAGUCGUUUACGCAGGUGUCCGAGUCAGCGUCACAUGGGACGAUGUCAGAAACUGCGUCGUGGCAGGCGGGGGGGGCGGGGCAUCCGAUGGCACAGGGGCCAGGUGCCGAUGCGGGAAAUCCUGCCGAGGCACCGUGGCCAAGUGCCAUGUGGGGCGCGCCGUGGCAGGCGCCCCCUCCCUUCGUCGGCGUCGGCGCCACGCAGCCAGUCGUUCUCCUCCAGGCGGCCCCUCCGUUCGUCGUCGGCGCCCCGCAGCCAGUCGUUCUCCUCCAGGCGGCCCCUCCGUUCGUCGGUCCGAGUCCGAGUGUCAAGAGCUCAGAUCACGGAAGCAUCCAGCCAGAUUGUGAGUAUGAGCAAGGACCGAUUGUGGCUGCAGAUGUCACGCAUUGCAUGUGCACAAGUCUUCCUUCAUCAUGUGCUGGGUUGCCUUGCGCAGGACAUUGA